Molecule: messenger RNA, 1299 nt
Organism: Apodemus sylvaticus (European woodmouse)
Lineage: Eukaryota; Metazoa; Chordata; Mammalia; Rodentia; Muridae
Gene: Gpsm3
Product: G protein signaling modulator 3
Exons: 4
Coding region: 242-886 (214 amino acids)
Biological process (GO): regulation of inflammatory response
Molecular function (GO): protein binding; GTPase regulator activity
Source: RefSeq, a predicted model, not a curated record
AGAGAGCUGAAGGGGAGGUGGGGAUGGAAGAGUAGUGUGGCCGGCUAGGGGGUUACGGAGGCUCUGGGGAUGAGCCGGAGGCUCUGGGGAUGAGCCGGCAGGAAUCCGCCGCGAGGAGAGCACUCUACUCCUGCAGCUGGGCUUUCUCCCAGUCUCUGUCUUCCCCUGGGGCAGGGGAGGUCAAACAAGCUGUUUGGGUGGGAAAAAGAGAUGGAGGAAGUUACAGAGAUGGGCGGGGCCCAUGGGGGGGGCUGACCAGGAACCCAGCUUCCUGCUCAGUACCCAGGCAUCCAGCCCCCAGCUCGCCCCCACCCCUUCCAGCCCCCAUUCCCCUCAGGAACCCAAGGUUCCGGUCCUCCUCCCAAAUUCCAGCCACCCCUCCCAGUGUCUCUCCCCAAGUCCGGGGAUGGAGGCAGAAAGACCCCAGGAAGAAGAUGGUGAGCAGAGUCUCCCGCAGGAUGAUCAGGACUGGCCCCCUGUGAACGCCACCGCUCGGCCUUGGAGAUCUGCUCCUCCCUCCCCUCCUCCUCCUGGGACCCGACAUACAGCCCUGGGGCCCCGUUCUGGCUCCCUGCUCUCCCUGCAGACUGAGCUACUUCUGGACCUGGUGGCGGAAGCCCAGUCCCGCCGCCUGGAGGAACAGAGGGCCACCUUCCACACCCCCAAGUCCCCCCCAAGCCUAGCCCCAACCCCACCCCGGCUUCUUGAAGACAAAGAACAGCUCUACAGCACCAUCCUCAGUCACCAGUGCCAGCGGAUUGAAGCCCAACGGUCUGACCCGCCCCUUCCCCCCGGGGGGCAGGAGCUCCUGGAGCUGCUGCUGAGAGUUCAGGGUGGAGGUCGAAUGGAGGAGCAGAGAUCCCGGCCCCCUCCACACACCUGCUGAGACCAGAGCUCCCGACCAGUCCCUUCUCUCUCUGGGACUCAAAGCUGGGACACUCCCCGAAGGUCUUCCACCCUGUCUGGCUGGGGUUCCAGAGACUGAAGACCCGGCUAAAAUUGCAGUAUUUACCACCCCACUUUCCCUGGGGACUGGACUUGGGACAAGUCCUCUAACCUUGAAGAUAAACAAGGUAGGGCAGACCCAACUCCCUAGGACAGUUAGGGGUUUCGAUCCCGAGCUGUCAAGGGUGUGAGGGCUGAGGCCCGAGAAAAGGAAGAGUAAGACCAUCCAGCACUAGCACCCAGGCCCAGGCAGAGGGGCCCAGAGGCGGGGAAGCGACCCCGAGCCCCGCCCCACCCUGCUGCUGAGGCCGUCUGAUGUUUUGGUUGUACGAAUAAACGUGAUUCCCCUCUGGA